Molecule: messenger RNA, 1554 nt
Organism: Harmonia axyridis
Lineage: Eukaryota; Metazoa; Arthropoda; Insecta; Coleoptera; Coccinellidae
Product: actin, muscle
Exons: 1
Coding region: 145-1275 (376 amino acids)
Biological process (GO): mitotic cytokinesis
Source: RefSeq, a predicted model, not a curated record
UAAACAUAAACGCAGCGUAAGCGGGAGGUGAGGGUAUAAAGGUGCGGAGCCGCUCUACGAUCCGCCAGUCGCCAGCUCCACUAGCUAACAGUUCCUACGUGCGUUCUUUCGUGUCCCGACAAAAAAAAAACAACCUAAGACAACAUGUGUGACGACGAUGUUGCGGCUCUCGUCGUUGACAACGGCUCCGGUAUGUGCAAGGCCGGUUUCGCCGGAGAUGACGCACCACGUGCCGUCUUUCCCUCCAUCGUGGGUCGCCCCAGGCACCAGGGUGUGAUGGUCGGUAUGGGACAGAAGGACUCAUACGUUGGAGAUGAGGCCCAGAGCAAGAGAGGUAUCCUCACCCUGAAAUACCCCAUCGAGCACGGUAUCAUCACCAACUGGGACGAUAUGGAGAAGAUCUGGCACCACACCUUCUACAACGAGCUCCGUGUUGCUCCAGAGGAACACCCAGUCCUCUUGACUGAAGCCCCGUUGAACCCCAAGGCUAACAGGGAAAAGAUGACCCAGAUCAUGUUUGAAACCUUCAACACCCCAGCUAUGUACGUUGCCAUCCAAGCUGUCCUCUCCUUGUACGCUUCCGGUCGUACCACCGGUAUCGUCUUGGACUCUGGUGAUGGUGUCUCUCACACCGUACCAAUCUACGAAGGUUACGCCCUUCCCCACGCCAUCCUCCGUCUUGACUUGGCCGGUAGGGACUUGACCGACUACCUCAUGAAGAUCCUCACCGAAAGGGGUUACUCUUUCACCACCACCGCUGAGAGGGAAAUUGUCCGUGACAUCAAGGAGAAACUCUGCUAUGUCGCUUUGGACUUCGAGCAAGAAAUGGCCACAGCUGCCGCCUCCACCUCCUUGGAGAAGUCCUACGAACUUCCCGACGGUCAGGUCAUCACCAUCGGUAACGAGAGGUUCCGUUGCCCUGAAGCUCUCUUCCAGCCUUCCUUCUUGGGUAUGGAAUCCUGCGGUAUCCACGAAACCGUCUACAACUCCAUCAUGAAGUGUGACGUUGACAUCCGUAAGGACUUGUACGCCAACACCGUCCUCUCCGGAGGUACCACCAUGUACCCAGGUAUCGCCGACAGGAUGCAGAAGGAGAUCACCGCCUUGGCUCCCUCGACCAUCAAGAUCAAGAUCAUCGCUCCACCUGAGAGGAAAUACUCCGUCUGGAUCGGAGGAUCCAUCUUGGCUUCCCUGUCCACCUUCCAACAGAUGUGGAUCUCCAAGCAGGAAUACGACGAAUCCGGCCCUGGAAUCGUCCACCGCAAAUGCUUCUAAGCGCGUGAGUCAUCUUCGCCCUGUUAUAUUGUAUAUAACUUUUAAAUUAAAUUUAAUUCGAAUCGCAAUUUUGAGAAAUUUGGAACAACUAUUUAAGUAAAUCAGCAAAGACCGCCAACCCUAGGUCAACCUGUACAAUAUUAUGUAAACUCGACCAUAUUUGAGAACUGCUAUUUUGUUUUUGACUUGGUUAUUUAUUUAUGUCAUUGUAUUGAUUUAUAUCGAUGUAUUUUUUUACAUUACGCCAAUAUAUUUAUACAUAAACGUUUGUUAAGUCUG